AUGCGUGCCGUAGUCUGGGAGGGCAAGCCCUUCCAUCUCGACGUCCUCGGGAGCACUACUCCGCCCAGAUCAUGGGGCGUGGGCGUAGUGGUUGAAGUGGGCCAGGUCAACGAGCACUUCAAGGUCGGAGACAGGGUUCUCAUUCCCGGCGUAGCUGACACGGGUCAUUUCUCGGCCGAGUACCUCCGGGUCCCUUUCGCCGAUGAUUCUCUGGCGGGCGGCUCCGUCGCCGUCUUUGGCGCCGGGCCGACCGGCCUGAUGUGCGCGUACCCCGCCAUCCUCCGCGGCGCCUCAACGGUCUACGCCAUUGACCACGUCCGUGACCGGCUCGACAAAGCCGCCUGCAUCGGUGCAAUUCCAAUUGACUUUACCUCGGAAGCCGGACCUGCAAGCAAUCAGAUGCUGCGCCGUGAGGCGAACGGCCGCCUCAAGAGGCAGCCAAACUACGUCAUCCAGGAGGCCAUCAAGGUCACCAAGUACAACGGCGGCAUUGGGCUGGUGGGUGCGUAUGCCGCGCUGGGAAAGUCGGCUGGCAGGCCCCUGGCCGAUACGGUCGACGCGGAGUUGUCUAUCCCGAUUCCAGCUAUGUUCCUGAAGCACCUGUGUAUCGAUGGCGGCACUGCGUUCGAGCUGGUCAGGAGUGGAAGGAUCCGGCUGGACUUGGUUGUCACGUCCCAAGUUGGCAUCGAAGGUGCUCCUGAGGCGUAUGAAAGGUUUCAUAAGAAGCUGGUGAUCAAGGCCGUUAUUCGGUUUCCCUGGUCGGAGACGGAAAAGACCGACCUCAAGGCUCCAAAGUAA
This is a messenger RNA of Parathielavia appendiculata, 798 nucleotides long. RefSeq lists its product as uncharacterized. The transcript has 7 exons. The record is from RefSeq and is a predicted model, not a curated record. Lineage: Eukaryota; Fungi; Ascomycota; Sordariomycetes; Sordariales; Chaetomiaceae. Bases 1 to 798 code for a protein of 265 amino acids.